AGUUAAAACGUCAAACACAUAGUACAAGUCCCCGGCUCCGGACAAACAGUGGCAAUUGGCCCUACAUUUUAUAAAAUUUCUAAAAAAAACAGUUUUGGAUCUCAAAAUGUUUAACUAGUAACUUUACAAACAGUUCAAGGGCUGUCUAAAUUAUACAAGUUGCAAAUUUAUCUAAAAGCUUCAAAAAAAUUUCAAAAAAAAAUGUCAGGGCCAAAAGACCUCCCCGCACCAAAAGCAGCACCACAAUUCAAUUUAUUACCAAAAGUCGUCAAUGGCGGCAUAGCCGGCAUUGUGGGCGUGUCCGUGGUAUUCCCCUUGGAUUUAGUGAAGACGCGACUCCAGAACCAGACCAUUGGCCCAAAUGGCGAAAGGCAAUACAAAAAUAUGAUCGAUUGCUUCAGACAAACAUACAGAGCUGAGGGCUACUUUGGUAUGUACCGUGGCUCCGGUGUCAACAUAUUGCUGAUUACGCCAGAAAAGGCCAUUAAGUUGGCUGCCAACGACAUGUUCCGCUUCUACCUCUCUAUGCCAGAUGGAUCAAUUCCUAUCCCCCGACAAAUGCUUGCUGGUGGCUGCGCCGGAGCGUGUCAGAUCAUCAUCACCACGCCGAUGGAACUUCUGAAAAUUCAGAUGCAAGAUGCUGGCAGAGUGGCUGCACAGAUAAAAGCGGCGGGUGGUAAAGAAACAAAGCGAGUAACAGCGUGGGAGCUAACGUCGAAACUGGUUAAAGAGAGGGGUAUUUUCGGCUUGUACAAGGGCAUCACAGCCACGGCCUGCCGAGACGUUUCUUUCAGCGUCGUCUACUUCCCGCUGUUCGCGAUCCUCAGCAAACAGGGACUGCAGAAACCUACAGAUUUGACGCCACCAUUCUGGUGGUCGUUCCUAUCGGGCUGCAUGGCGGGCUCGACGGCAGCGCUGGCUGUCAACCCGAUGGACGUAGUGAAGACUCGCAUGCAGACCCUCACCAAAGGCAGUGGAGAGAGGCAGUACAACUCCAUCAUGGACUGUAUCUCGACUACGUUGAGGUACGAAGGCCCCACAGCGUUCUUCAAGGGAGGAACGUGCCGAAUGAUCGUCAUCGCUCCUCUGUUCGGCAUCGCCCAAACAGUGUACUACCUCGGAGUGGCCGAAUACUUGCUCGGCUACGAACAACAGAGAGCAGUCUAAACAAUUAACUAAAUCAAUUAUCUACAAACGUGUUUACUUUUUUAAAUUAUAUUUAUUGUACUAUGAGCCCUUGUAACUAUGAAUUAUACAAAAUUUACAUCGUU
Messenger RNA from Helicoverpa zea (corn earworm), 1271 nucleotides. Its product is annotated as mitochondrial glutamate carrier 1-like. NCBI's taxonomy places the organism in Eukaryota, Metazoa, Arthropoda, Insecta, Lepidoptera, Noctuidae. The record is from RefSeq and is a predicted model, not a curated record. Bases 202 to 1167 code for a protein of 321 amino acids. Gene Ontology annotation, biological process: aspartate transmembrane transport; malate-aspartate shuttle; L-glutamate transmembrane transport. Gene Ontology annotation, molecular function: L-aspartate transmembrane transporter activity; L-glutamate transmembrane transporter activity. The transcript is spliced from 8 exons.